Phytophthora sojae is the source of this 1782-nucleotide messenger RNA. RefSeq lists its product as hypothetical. The record is from RefSeq and is a predicted model, not a curated record. NCBI's taxonomy places the organism in Eukaryota, Oomycota, Peronosporomycetes, Peronosporales, Peronosporaceae. The coding region runs from base 1 to 1782 and encodes 593 amino acids. The transcript has a single exon.
AUGCGAUGCACCGUUGCAUGGGCCGUCGCCGCACUCCUGGCGCAGGCCGACGUUUCCUCGGCGACACCAGCAUCUCUACUAACUACAACCGACAUCCAACGUUUAGUGCAUUCGACCGUCGUUAGCCAGCGAAAUCUCCCCACAACGAGGCUGCUGAGGGUUCAUAAGCUCUCAAGCCUGGAUGACGAAGAAAGAGGCCUCCCCGUGUCCGGUCUCGAAGCAGUCGCCAACUCGGUCAAGUCCACAGUCUCCGUGGAGAAGCUCCGGGAGUGGCUCAAGAGAGGCGAGAGCACGGACGACGUCUUCAAGCUCCUGACGCUCGACAAGGCCGCCGACGACCUCCUGGCCAACCUCAACUUGAACGCCUGGAUCAACUACAUCAAGCUCUUCAACGAAGAAAACCCGACCCAGAAGGUCAGUCUGAUCGCCACCCUCACGGCCAAAUACGGCGACGACGGCCUGGCCAAGCUCAUCGAGGCGGCCAAGAAGGUCCCGAGUACCGAGGACAUCGCCAAACGGGUGCAGGCCGAGCAGCUCCAGAGCUGGCUGGCGGACAUGAAGACCACCAAGGAGGUAUUCGCUCUGUUGGCACUCGACAAGGCAGCGGACGAUCUCCUGGCCAGCCCGCUGCUCAACACGUGGCUCAGCUACAUGAAGCUCGUCAACGAGGACAGCACCAAGAAGACGAGUUUGCUCGCCACGCUCACGGCCCACUACGGAGCGGACGGCGUGUCCAAGAUGAUCGAGUCGGCCAAGCGCGUGCCAAGUACUGCGACGAUGGCCAAGCGACUGGAGAACGAGCAGAUCCGGCGGUGGAUCGCCGACGAAAUGUACCCGAUCGACGUCUUCACCUUGCUGAAACUCGACAAGUCCGGAGCUCAACUCUUCACGCAGCCUCAGGUAAACACUUGGCUCAAGUUCGUGGACGACUUCGGGAAGGCCAACCCCAACACGGAGAAGACGUUGUUCGCGGUCUUGCAGAAGCGCUACGACGAGCCGACGCUGGUGCAGAUGCUCAUCAAGGCAAAGAACAUCCCGAGCAUGGAGAGUGUCGCGGUUCGAAUCCAAGCCGAGCAGACCAAGUUCUGGUUGGGUGUCGACGUUGAAACUGCAAAGGAGCCUGCUAGAGUUUUCGAGUUACUCCGACUGAACUUUAUGUAUGAUGGACCAACGCUGUUUAGCAGCCCGCAAUUCAACGCGUGGAUCAAGUACACGGAGGAGUACCGCAAGAUUUACUUUGGAUCCGAACAUACCAUCAUCUCAUCGAUGGAGGCGUUCUUUGAUACCAAGAUUGUAGCGACAAUGAUUGCUACUGCGAGCAAGAAAACAAGUACAGCCAGUAUCGCGAAACGACUGGAGACCGAGUUGUUGCGGGAUUGGUCCAAGGCUUUACAAACUCCAGGACAAGUGUUUACCAAGUUAGAGCUUACCGUGGAUUACAAGCUGUUUGAGCGGACACUUUUCCCGCUUUGGUCGAAAUACGUGGCGUACUUCAGCGAAGUGGAACCGAGCUUCAAGGUGACUUUGCUCAACCAGCUGACGAAGAUCUACGGUGAGAGAGACCUGUGUAAGGUUCUCGUUAGAGCGGAGAAGGUGCCCAAAACGCAUGACAUCGCGACGGACCUGCUGAAUGCACAGCUGAGUUUGUGGCUCAAGCAGGAAACGGACCCAAUGAAGGUCUACCAGUUGUUGCGCGUGGGAAGAGCAGCGGAGAACGAUGCCAACAGGCUGCUGUACAUCAAAUACGUUAAGGACUAUGCACUUGACACUAAAAUUUACUAG